GGGGGGGCCGCGCAUGCGCGCCGCGUGCCCGCCCCUCGCCAGCAGCAGAGGAGGAGGCGGCGGUGGCGGCUCUGGGCGAGGGAGCGCGAGGGGAGUGAGAGGCGCCGUUGCCGCCCCGGUAUCCGGCAGGACCGCGCGGAGGAGGCGGGAGCGCCCCGGCGGCGGAGGGACCCGAGUGGCGGCGGCAGCAGCAGCAGUAGCAGCAGCAGGAGGAGUCAGUGCCCGGCCCCCCCCCGCGCAGCCCCGUUGCAGCCCCCCCCUCCCUCCCGCCCUCCGCGCUCCGCAGCCACCAACAUGUCGGCGCCGGCGGCCAAAGUCAGUAAGAAGGAGCUGAACUCCAACCACGAUGGGGCCGACGAGACCUCAGAAAAAGAGCAGCAGGAAGCAAUUGAACACAUUGAUGAAGUACAGAAUGAAAUAGACAGACUGAAUGAACAAGCCAGUGAGGAAAUUUUGAAAGUAGAACAGAAAUACAACAAACUCCGCCAACCAUUCUUCCAGAAGAGGUCAGAAUUGAUCGCCAAAAUCCCGAAUUUCUGGGUAACAACAUUUGUCAACCACCCACAAGUAUCUGCACUGCUGGGAGAAGAAGAUGAGGAAGCACUGCAUUACUUGACCAGAGUUGAGGUGACAGAAUUUGAAGACAUCAAAUCAGGUUACAGAAUAGAUUUUUAUUUUGAUGAGAAUCCCUACUUUGAAAAUAAAGUUCUCUCCAAAGAGUUUCACCUCAAUGAAAGUGGAGACCCAUCUUCAAAAUCGACUGAGAUUAAAUGGAAAUCUGGGAAGGACCUGACAAAACGUUCAAGCCAGACACAGAACAAAGCCAGUAGGAAGAGGCAGCAUGAAGAGCCAGAAAGCUUCUUCACCUGGUUCACUGAUCACUCUGAUGCAGGGGCUGAUGAAUUAGGAGAAGUCAUCAAGGAUGACAUCUGGCCAAAUCCCCUACAGUACUACUUGGUUCCUGAUAUGGAUGAUGAAGAAGGGGAGGGAGAGGAGGAUGAUGAUGAUGAUGAAGAGGAGGAAGGAUUAGAGGAUAUUGAUGAAGAAGGAGAUGAAGAUGAGGGAGAAGAAGAUGAAGAUGAUGAUGAGGGAGAGGAAGGAGAGGAGGAUGAAGGAGAAGAUGACUAAUUGAACACUGAUGGAUUCCAAACCCCCUUUUUACCUUUUUAAUUUUUUCUCCAGUCCCUGGGAGCAAGUUGCUGUCUUUUUUUUCUUGUGCUCAGUCGCCUUGUUCUCUUGAGGUCUCUUUUUCUCUCCUCUACACCAUGGUUCACGAUUUAUUUUGGGGAAAUAUCUUGAGCAGAAUACAGUGGAAAAGAGUCUACCAGUUUCUGUUUCAAGUUCAUUUUUAUCCCUUUCUCUCUCAAAACAAAAACUGUUUAUGAAUCCAACACACCAUGUUCUGUGGGAAAAAAGAAAACCUUCUGCUCCCUUCACUCUGCUGGAAGCUGAAGAGUGCUAGGCCCCUGUGUAGUAGUGCAUAGAAUCUAGCUUUUUUCCUUCUUUCUCUGUAUAUUGGGCUCAGAGAUUACACUGUGUCUCUAUGUGAAUAUGGACAGUUAGCAUUUACCAACAUGUAUCUGUCUACUUUCUCUUGUUUAAAAAAAAAGAAAAAACAACAAAAAAAAAUAAAAA
Oenanthe melanoleuca is the source of this 1635-nucleotide messenger RNA. It is a transcript of the gene SET, whose product is annotated as SET nuclear proto-oncogene. Gene Ontology annotation, biological process: nucleosome assembly. The record is from RefSeq and is a predicted model, not a curated record. Gene Ontology annotation, cellular component: chromatin; nucleus. Gene Ontology annotation, molecular function: histone binding; chromatin binding. The transcript has 8 exons. Bases 295 to 1128 code for a protein of 277 amino acids. Lineage: Eukaryota; Metazoa; Chordata; Aves; Passeriformes; Muscicapidae.